AUGCCCAAUCCAAAAACUGCACCUCACCCCUAUCUCGAUGUUUCAAACGCCGGCCGAGGCGUUUGGUUGGUAAAAGUACCCAAGUACAUCGCCCGAAGAUGGGAGAAAACACCAGGCAACAUAAAUGCUGGUAAAUUAAGGAUCGAAAAGUACAAAAGCCAGAAGCCGCAGAUUACCCUAGAUCUCUCAGAUGCGGUUUUGAAGUUGGAAGCGGAUAAAAUACCUAUUUCUCAUAUACUGGAUGUCUCGUCUGUCACAAAUCAAACCCUGGGAACAUUUGUCCACGUGGAAGGAGAUACUCCGGACAAAGGAAACGCAGCCCCACAGUCCGAUAAUCUUAGCAUGGGGGGCCGAUUUGUACAGAAGCUGGAGUGUCGACCGCAAGCGGACGAUUGCUACAUGAAGAUGAAACUGGAAUCAAUCCGAAAAGCUGCCCAGCCGGCCCGGCAAACCAAAACACUCGACAAAAUUGUUAAAAACUUCAAACCGGUGUCGGAUCAUAAGCACAACAUUGAGGAGAAGGCGCGUAGAAAGGCGGAAGGAAAGCACUUUCGCGAGGAUAAGAACAAGAUACUAGAUGUCCUGUUCAAUGCCUUUGAAAAACAUCAAUACUACAACAUCAAGGAUUUGGUUCGGAUUACGCGUCAGCCGAUCACUUACCUCAAGGAGAUCCUGAACGAAGUCUGCGAUUACAACAUGAAGAACCCGCACAAAAAUAUGUGGGAAUUAAAGAGGGAGUAUCGUCACUACAACGACGGAGAGAAGAAAGAGAAUAUCAACGACUGUGAUGAUAGUGACUCUAGUCAUAGUUCGUUCUAUUAA
Messenger RNA from Toxorhynchites rutilus septentrionalis, 822 nucleotides. Its product is annotated as general transcription factor IIF subunit 2-like. The record is from RefSeq and is a predicted model, not a curated record. Gene Ontology annotation, biological process: transcription by RNA polymerase II; transcription initiation at RNA polymerase II promoter. Bases 1 to 822 code for a protein of 273 amino acids. NCBI's taxonomy places the organism in Eukaryota, Metazoa, Arthropoda, Insecta, Diptera, Culicidae. Gene Ontology annotation, cellular component: transcription factor TFIIF complex. The transcript has a single exon.